Messenger RNA from Anisakis simplex (herring worm), 282 nucleotides. The record is from the annotation of a GenBank genome assembly. NCBI's taxonomy places the organism in Eukaryota, Metazoa, Nematoda, Chromadorea, Rhabditida, Anisakidae.
AUGGAAAAUAAAUUCACUCAUAUCUUUCUUGAACCAUAUUCAGGACAAUACAUUCUCAAACGUCGAACUUUUUCAGAGACUUCUCAUGGAAAUCUAACUGAAGAUGUCACAAUACUUGUGAAUGUCUACGCGUUGGUUGGUGUUUGGCGAAAAAAGAUCCAAAUUGGUUGGAUUUCGCUGGGUGAAAGCAGUUCAACGGAAGAUGAACAAGACCACUGGCAUGAAAUGAUUCAAGGUUUAGGUACGACAGUCUCGAAGUGGCAUCAUUUGAUGAUCAGUUAG